Molecule: messenger RNA, 1164 nt
Organism: Trachemys scripta elegans
Lineage: Eukaryota; Metazoa; Chordata; Testudines; Emydidae
Product: zinc finger protein ZIC 4-like
Exons: 2
Coding region: 4-1164 (386 amino acids)
Biological process (GO): central nervous system development; regulation of transcription by RNA polymerase II
Cellular component (GO): nucleus
Molecular function (GO): DNA-binding transcription factor activity, RNA polymerase II-specific; RNA polymerase II cis-regulatory region sequence-specific DNA binding
Source: RefSeq, a predicted model, not a curated record
CGGAUGUAUCUAGACUCACCCAACCACAGGGGACGUGAAAACCAGGGUUUGCCAAAGCAGGCAGCUAGCACCCGAAACUCUAAGGAGCAGGGGGCACGAAGGCUGGCAAGGGAUCUGAGACCCAGGUCCCACCAUUGCAGCCCAGUAACUGGAGCUCAGGCGAAGCUGCCCUUUGCCUCUUCGAUUCUAGAAGGGUAUCCAGCGAUGAACCGGGCAAUCCAUGGAGAGAGCGACGCUUGUCUCCCUUACCCUGGACGGCCCAUGCCACAAGAACUGAUCUGCAAGUGGACUGACAGCAAAGGACACCACUCCAGGCAGGCUUGCUCCAGAAUAUUCAGCACCAUGUAUGAGCUAGUUCACCAUGUCACCAUGGAGCACGUCGGAGGACCCGAGCAGACCAACCAUAUUUGUGACUGGGAGGGCUGCGCUAGGGAGAAAAAACCCUUUAAAGCCAAAUACAAACUCAUAAACCACAUCAGAGUGCACACAGGGGAAAGGCCGUUUCUGUGCCCGUUUCCUGGGUGUGAGAAAGUGUUUGCAAGAGCUGAAAACCUGAAGAUACAUAAAAGAAUCCACACAGGGGAGAAGCCGUUCGUGUGUGAAUUCGCUGGGUGUGACAGGAGGUUUGCCAACAGCAGUGACAGGAAGAAGCACACCCACGUGCACUCGAGCGACAAGCCGUAUCGCUGCAAAGUCAAAGGGUGCGAGAAAUCCUACACCCACCCCAGCUCCCUGCGCAAGCACCUGAAAACGCACCGCACCCUUGAGCCAGCCCUCUCCACCGCCACCACCAAGCCCACGGGGGCGCAGGAGCCGGGGGCUGGCGCCUGCCAGUCAUUGGCCCGCCUUGCCGCUUGUCUAGCCAGGUGUGGCCCCUCCAGGUGCCAGGGCAAAGAGAGGGACACUCCGGAGACGGAAAGAGGGGGCGCCCCCCACGCAACCUCCCGCAGUGGGCGUGAGGCCAGACGGACGCCUCUGCCGGCUCGCCCCCAGCUCUGGCGCAAGGUGUCCUCCGAGGGCUCCCGCAGGUCUCCCAGCCCACUCACACUCCCGGCCGGGCUCGGAAAGGGCUGGGAGCCAGGGCACAGCAGGGCCACGGGCGCUGCCCACAGCAGGCCCGAAAGAAACGCUCCCCCUUCCAGGAGAGGGCUCAGUGAGCUCUGA